AUGAAACUGUUUGUGAUUGCCGCUCUUAUCGCUGUCAGCGCAGCAGCUCGCCUAGAACAUUUGGAACAACAGCAACAGCAGCGCCAAUACCUUCCACCUCGCCAAAACUCUGGCUUCGGUUUCAACAAUGGACUUGAUUCUUCAAAAAGACCCUUUGGAGCGAUAGCUGGUGCUUAUGGCACCGCCGGCCCUGAUUAUCCAGGGUACAAUGCUCGUGCUUCCUUCCCAGGCGCUUCUGAUCGUUACCUUCCUCCUAACCAUGGACCUUCUGGAUUGGCUUCUGGUAGUGUUCCCCAGUUUUCAGGUUCUGUCAACGGUUUUCGUGGACAGGACAUCUCAAGCCGUCAAGGCCUCCAGAAUUCUUUCGGUGCUCAACCCAGGUUCCAGUCACAAUCUGGUGUCAACCGUCAGUAUUUAGCUCCUCAUUCUUCUCAGGACAUUCCACAACAAUCAUUUGAUGAGCAGACAGGAUACCACUACUGA
Molecule: messenger RNA, 483 nt
Organism: Arctia plantaginis
Lineage: Eukaryota; Metazoa; Arthropoda; Insecta; Lepidoptera; Erebidae
Source: the annotation of a GenBank genome assembly